Durio zibethinus is the source of this 1095-nucleotide messenger RNA. Its product is annotated as Mitochondrial glycoprotein family protein. Lineage: Eukaryota; Viridiplantae; Streptophyta; Magnoliopsida; Malvales; Malvaceae. The record is from RefSeq and is a predicted model, not a curated record. Gene Ontology annotation, cellular component: mitochondrial matrix.
UGCAACUAUAAAAGGGCAAGGCCGAAACAAAAGAACGGAGUUUUGAUUGUUGGAGAGGAAGAAGAGAAAGACAAAUGCGGAGGGGGACUCAAAUCUUACGCAAAAGCCGCAAAGUUGUGGAGGAUCUCAACUUGCUUAAAAUCUUGCAAUCUGAAAUAUCCCACGAACUCACCUCCAAUUAUUUCCAGGAUAAAGAAAGCGGUUCUCUAGGAGAUUUUACACUGGAGUGGAAUUCAUCGCUGUCACAGGAUGUUGUUUUGCAGAGAAAAAGUGAGUCCGGUGAAGAGAUUGCUGUUUCAGCUUUGUUGGGCCAGGAGACAUAUGGUGAGGGUCAAUUUCCAAGGGAAGUUUUAAUGAAGGUUUGUGUAAGAAAGCCCGGCUUGAACUCCAUGUUGCAGUUUGAUUGCGGAGUUUCUGAGAAAGGUGUUCAUGGAUCUCACUUCAACAUCCAUAGUGCUUAUUAUCUUCAAUCGUCAACCGUUCCUGGUUCUUCAGUCUACAGAGGUCCUUCCUUCAGCUCUUUGGACCCUCAAUUACAAGAUGCACUCAAGGAAUAUCUUGUAGCCAGGGGAAUUGGAGAAAACCUGACCAACUUCCUCCUCCUCACCCUACAUAAGAAAGAACAAGGUCAAUAUUUGGACUGGUUAAGGAAACUUGAAUCAUUUGCUGCAACAGACAAGUGAGAUAGAUUAUUGCAGGCAGCAGGUUGAAGUUAUACAUUGCUUCCACAUUUUUGCAUCACUGAUGCUGUCUUAUGUUGUAGUGGAAAAGGUAUGUUGAUCAAGUUCAAGUGCCAGUGCCGUUUAGGCCCUCGUUGGGGUUUUGGCACAGCACAAGUCACUUCCCACCAAACUGGCUCUUAGUAAUUAAUUUUCUUACUUGGCUGGAAUGGUACUUUGGAGUAGUAUAACUUAUAUUAUGUAGUUAUCAUGGAGCAUUUUUACCUUUUUCUGGAAUUUUCAUGUUUUUAAUGACAUUAAUAGCCGUGAAUUAGAGAAAAUAAACAUAUAUUCCGAGGCAUGUUUAACAGCUGGAUAUUCAUAGCCAUCCUGGUUUCAACAGUAGCAUUUACGUGGUCUUAGGAUUUAGGUAGCA